Molecule: messenger RNA, 2154 nt
Organism: Beauveria bassiana ARSEF 2860
Lineage: Eukaryota; Fungi; Ascomycota; Sordariomycetes; Hypocreales; Cordycipitaceae
Product: fungal specific transcription factor
Exons: 2
Coding region: 1-2154 (717 amino acids)
Biological process (GO): DNA-templated transcription
Molecular function (GO): DNA binding; zinc ion binding
Source: RefSeq, a predicted model, not a curated record
AUGUCUGCGAGGCCGAGGCAGGCCGGUGCUGCUGGCGCGCUGUUCCCUCCCAUCGAGGUUGGCUCAUUUGUCUCGCGCCGCCCAGACAAGAGCGAGUUUAUCGGGAGCGCAAGCGGAGUCUUCUUCAUCAACACUGUAUUUCGGGCGUUUGCGGCCGCCUCACCGCGCGAGGCGGAGUUGGCCGCCGGCGGCGGCGCAGGCGCCGACCGUGCGACGACGGGAGGAGACCCGGGCUCGUUUCACAACUUGCUCACAGCGGCUGAUGACACCAGUCAGGAGCAAUUGGCAGACGGUGACGUUUUGUUGAAAUUAAUAAACUCGUCUACCGGGAUAAGAUUGGAUGGCUCACGCGGUCAGUCGUAUGGCGUGAAUAUUCCUGAGCUUGGCGCGCCGCCGACGCCGGCUGCCGCCAAGAAGCUCCUCAUGAUUUACUUUCAAAAGUGGCAUCCCAUCUUUCCGUUUUUACACGGGCCAACGUUUUUCGAACAGGUGAAUCAAUUCUACUCUAGUCAGUCACAAUCACCGGACACCCGAGGUGCGGACUUUGGUGAAAGCCUACGGGAUAAGUUAUGCCGCGCCGUCUGCUUUCAAUGCGUGUUCAACAUUGCGGCCACGAAUGCGGAUGGGGGUGAAUUGCUUCUGGAAUCUCGCUGUCGCAUCACUUCACCUGCAGUUCUGACAGGGUUGCUUGGAAUAAUCGCCGGCGACCAGGAUAUGCAUACCCUCCAGGUUCUUCUGGCAAUGGAGCUCUACCUCGUAACUCGAAUGUCGUCAAGAGCAGCGUCCACGGUCCACGGAACGCUGACGCGUGUCUUGUAUCAAGCCGGCUUUCACAGGUGUCCUUUUCGGUAUCUGCAGCUGCCAAGGGACAUGCUGGUCAUCAGACAGAGGAUAUGGUGGUGCGCGUAUGUGCUAGAUUGCCAUCUCAGCCUGUCGCUCGGACACCCACUAGCCGUGAGCGACGAAGAGGUCGACGUUUGUAUACCGGGAAUGCCAGAGCUUCACAGUCCCGUCCGGCACUAUCGCCAAGCCUCAACAACGACGGCCGGUGACGAGGUUCGCGCGCACCUCCCCAUCAACCAUGAAUCGUUCCAGCGCGGCGACAGCGGCAUGGCAAGCUCCAGCCCCACGACAAACGCCGACUGCUCAGACACGCAGAGCCCGUCUCAUCAUCACAAGACCCGCCCUGAAGAAGCGCGUAUCUUUGUACUUGGCUAUCUGGUGACGUACUCGCAACUGCUUGGCGCGGCCCUCCAGCUUUUCCACACGUCGAUACACAGAAGAUCGAUUGUGGUGGACAAGGUCCUCGAUAUCACAGCAAGAAUCCACUCAUGGUGGAACAGCUUGCCCUUUUCACUUCAAGAUGAAGACACUGCAGGCUCUGAGCCAUCGUUUGGGGCAUUUUUUGCUGUCCUUUACCACCACCUUUUACUCUUCAUUAAUCGCCCAUUUCUUUCAUUACCAACAGACCGGGAAGACUUUCGGUCUUCCUUGCAGUCGGCGCUGAAUGCAAGUCGGUCCAUUAUCCGCCAGCUGCGGGCGAGCCAGAAAGGCUCGUUAACCUUGGCUUGGCCUGGAGCUCUCUCGGCAAUAUGGAUGGCCGGGCUUGUUGUGGCUUAUGCAAGCCUAUUGAAGAUAUACCCACUGGAAAAGGGCAUCUCGGAUAUAAAUCAUAGUAUAUGCGUACUCGACGGAAUGGGUAGUACGUGGACCAGCGCGAGUCACUGCCGCGAUACUCUAAAGUUGAUGCUUGACCAAUUGACGUCGAAGCCGCUCAGCUUACCGAACAAUGCAUUCUACAUUCCACAAGCGACAUCCGACGCAAACGAGAUUUCCAGUUCCGAUGUAACUGUCGACGCAGCGGAAGAGGCCCGAAACAAACGCCGGAAGAGCAACCACCAUGUCGCAGCACAGUCGCCACUCUGGUCCAAUGCAGAAUGUACGUCGAGCUCAGGGCUACCCACAUCAUACAUGUGGCAGCCAGUGUUGGAGUAUACCGGACCAGACUUUGGAUUUGAUGCGAACCAAUUCUGUCGCCAGGAUGCUUGGCAAGAGUUUCUGGCGCAGGGACUGAACCCUGGACUAUCAGGGCUUUUAUUUGAGAAUGCGGGUUGGGACUCGUACGUCAAGACCUUUGGAGAUUGCCUAAGUUAG